CUCUUUUGGACGCCGCACGCUUUUUCCUCUGCUCCGGUUCUCCUCGUUUUCCCAUCGCACACCAUCCUGCAGCAGCAGCACACACACUCUCGCCGAAUAGACGCGACCAAAAAGAAAACAAAAUCCAAGAAGGAAUAUCUCUUGUGUUCCUUUUGUGAAUGCUUCGUAUAAAGUGCAAAUAAAAUAAUAACAAAAUCAAAACAUCAAACAAAAAACAAACGCAACUAUUUUUGUGCAUUUUGUUUUGCUCUGUGCCGCAAGAGUGGAUGAAAGAAAACAGCAGUAAAUCAGAAAAACCUCCUCGCUUGUUAUACACACCUAAGUGUCCUGCAGGAAGGACAUCGCGCUCCGUUCAUUUAUGCCACCCGCCGUGUCCACGGAUUGAAGGAUUAUUCCCAAUUGCCACAUUUCAGCGACAUCACUUCGUGUUUGAGUGGCUCGAACAUCAGAAUUCUCGCAGAGUUCUCUAAACGAUCUUGAAGCAUCUACAAUAUGGGCGAACUCGAAGAGAAGGAAACCCCGCCCACUGAGACGACAGCCGCCCAGCAGGAGGCUCUCGAGGAGCCCAAGGAAACGGACAAAAUGCUGGACAAAAAAGAGGAUUGCAAGGAGAAGACACCCAGUCCGCAGACCUCCAAACCAGCGUCUCCUAGUGCCGACAAGAAAUCCUCACCAGUAGCCGACAAGAAAAUCGUAGACACCGAAGCAGAGAAAUCCAAGCCAGGAAAUGGAGAGGAAAUCAUUGAUAUUCCCGCCGAAAAUGGCACAAAGACCGAGGGCGCCGAUGAAAAGAAGAUCAGCAAGGAGGAGCGCGAGGUCAAGCCCAAGAAAAUACCUAUUGGAGGCCUCAAGCUGCCCGGUUUCUUCAUGAAGAACAAGCCCAAGGCGGAGGGCGAUGGUGCCGAGGGCGAGUUGCUGGAGAAGGAGGAGGAUAAGGAUAAGGAGGAGAAAGGAGAUGCCGCAGCGGUGCCUGGCAAAGAUGAUCAGAAAUCUCGUCCAGGCCUGGGAGAACGCUUGCGCAACUUUUUCGCCCGCAAACCAUCCGCCGAGAAGGAAAAGAAGCAGCUGGUGAAUGGAGAUGCCGAUGCCAAGUCGGAAGCCACAGCUGAAGCUACGCCUGGCGAUGAUGCCUCCGAUGCACCACAAAAGCGUGGCCUUUUGAACGCCAUCAAGCUGCCCAUUGCCAACAUGAUACCGAAAAAGAAGAGCAACGAUGACGUGGAGCUGGGUUUGGGCAAAGCCGGUCUGGCCUCCAUGGAGACCCUUGACGAUUCCCUCAAGGAUCAGGACACAGUCGAUCGGGCACCCGUCAAGACCAACGGCACCGAAGAGAUUAAGGACGAGCUUAAGGACGAGAAGCUGGCGGCGGAGGAGAAACUGGCCGCCGAGGAGGAGGAGCAGAACAGGCCCGUUUCCCUGCUUACUCGCCUGCGUGCCUACAGAUGCAGUGUGGACGAUGCCCUGAUUGUUUUCGGCAUCCUGUUGUUCGUGCUCCUUUUGGCCGUCAUCGGCUAUGUGCUGACCCACGAGACAUUGACUACGCCGCCGCUGCGCGAAGGACGCUACAUCAUGGCAGUGACGGGCUGCGGACCCGUGGAGGGUGUUAAAGAGGAUGGAGCCUUCGCCUUCCGUGGCAUUCCCUAUGCCAAGCCGCCUGUGGACAGGCUGAGGUGGAAACCGGCUGAGCUGAUUGAUGACAUCAAUAUGUGCUGGAACGAUACCCUGCCAACGCACAACAGCAGUGUGGUGUGCACGCAGAGGCUGGGCAAUGGAACCACCGUGGGCGAUGAGGACUGCCUGUACCUGGAUGUGGUCACCCCACAUGUGCGAUACAACAACCCCCUGCCAGUUGUUGUCCUGAUUGGUGCCGAAUCAUUGGCUGGUCCUUCGCCCGGAAUACUGCGUCCAUCAGCUCGCUAUUCCCGAUCGCACGAUGUGAUCUUUGUUCGUCCCAAUUUCCGUCUGGGUGUCUUCGGCUUCCUAGCUCUGGAUGCUCUGACCAAGGAGGCACAUCCGCCCACAUCUGGCAACUAUGCGCUCACCGAUAUCAUUGCCGUGCUGAAGUGGAUCAAGCUGAACAUUGCCAACUUUGGCGGCGACCCGAAAUCCGUCACUCUGCUGGGUCAUCGUGCUGGAGCCACUCUGGUUACCCUUUUGGUCAACUCGCAGAAGGUCAAGGAUCUGUACACCAGGGCGUGGGCUUCAUCUGGAUCGGCCAUUCUGCCUGGAAAGCCCCUCAGCGAAUCUGGUAAACUCAACGAGCAACUGAUGGCCACCCUGGAGUGCACGGAUGUGGAGUGCCUGCGCGAAGCGUCCAGCGAGCGUCUUUGGGCCGCCACCCCCGACACUUGGCUGCACUUCCCCGUGGAUCUGCCCCAGGCCCAGGAGGCGAAUGCCAGCGGCAGCCGACACGAGUGGUUGGUGCUCGAUGGCGAUGUGGUCUAUGAGCAUCCUUCGGACACCUGGAAGCGCGAGCAGACUAGCGAGAAGAAUCCAAUCCUGGUGAUGGGCGCCACUGCUCACGAGGCGCACACCGAGAAACUGCGUGAAUUGCAUACAAACUGGACGCGUGAGGAGGUUCGUGCCUAUCUGGAGAACUCGCAGAUCGGAGCUCUGGGCCUCACCGACGAGGUUAUCGAGAAGUACAAUGCCAGCAGCUACGCGUCGCUGGUCUCCAUCAUCUCGGACAUUCGCAGCGUUUGCCCGCUGCUAACGAAUGCGAGACAGCAGCCGAGUGUGCCGUUCUAUGUGGUCACCCAGGGCGAGGGAGCGGACCAGCUGGCCACCGUGGAUGCCGAUGUCCAGGCCAUUCUGGGUCGCUAUGAGCCGCACACCGUGGAGCAGCGUCGCUUCGUGUCGGCCAUGCAGCAGCUCUUCUACUACUAUGUGUCCCAUGGCACGGUGCAGUCGUUCGUGCAGAACCGCAGGGUCAUCAACGUUGGCCAGGAUGCGCUGCCGCAGGAGGACUACUUGCCCUGCAACUACUGGAUCAGCAAGGACAUAGUGCCGCGAUACGCGCGCGUCGAUUAAGCGAACCAAAAUCCCAACAAGUUAGCCCUGCGCAGCUAAUCUGUCUCACCUGUCUUUAUGCGCAUGGGGAUCGAUUAUCUCAUUCAGCUUUGUUACGGCUUCCAAUUCUGCUAAAUUUAAAGCCAUCCCUCACUCAUAAUACCAAGUUGAGCUCUUAACUGUUUGACUCAAAUGCGAUAGCACUCGGACUCAUUUAAAUUUAGUAGGAACCGAAUCAAAGCUUCAUUUUUCCCGACUUCGUUUCGAGUUUAGUUUAGCCUAAGUUAAUCUAGUGUUUAUAUAUAUAUAAAUAUAAAGAUAUGUGUAACGGAUAUUUAGUUAUCGUACAGUUUAAGUUGAAAGUCCUAAGUUAUGCUGACUCCGUACGUUUCUUCACGCGAAAACGUAUUCUCUAAUCUUAACAUUAACGAUCACAAGAAAACACACACGACACAAAAAGCAAACAGCGAAAACACAAAUAAAACAUCACAAAAUAUACAAAAUUAUACUUGAAAAGUAUA
Drosophila biarmipes is the source of this 3530-nucleotide messenger RNA. It is a transcript of the gene Nrt, whose product is annotated as neurotactin. The record is from RefSeq and is a predicted model, not a curated record. Bases 493 to 3030 code for a protein of 845 amino acids. Lineage: Eukaryota; Metazoa; Arthropoda; Insecta; Diptera; Drosophilidae. The transcript is spliced from 3 exons.